Molecule: messenger RNA, 837 nt
Organism: Phragmites australis (common reed)
Lineage: Eukaryota; Viridiplantae; Streptophyta; Magnoliopsida; Poales; Poaceae
Exons: 1
Coding region: 1-837 (278 amino acids)
Molecular function (GO): zinc ion binding; nucleic acid binding
Source: RefSeq, a predicted model, not a curated record
AUGACCGACAACUUCAUCGUCAAGAGGAUGCUCCGGGCUAUCACAUCAAGAAAUGUCACAUUGGUGACACUCAUCAGGGAGCGACAAGACUUCAAUGAUCUCACAUCUCAUGAUGUCCUUAGAAUAAUUCUAGCACAUGACUUGAUGCAACAAGAGUCUAAGGAAGUUUAUGACCUCACCAACCAAGGCUCAAGCUCAAAGAAGCAAGAUCUCACCUUGAAAGCAAAAAGAGAAGUUGAAUCAAGCACAAGUGAAGAUGAGAGUGAAGAUCAUCAAGGAAAGGAUGACAUGGCACUCUUUGUUAGAAUAAUCAACAAGUUUCUCAAUAAAAGUGGCUACAACAAGGAUAGUAGAAGGAAAGCCUUCAAAAAGUUAAAGGGAAGAUAUUCAUUGAGAAGAUGCUAUGAAUGUGAUGAGCUGGGUCACUUUAUAACCGAUUGUCCGAACAAGAAGGACAAGAAAGACAAUGAGAAGAAAGACAAGCACCACAAGAAAGACAAGAGCAAGUAUCAUAAGAAGAACUACAAAGGGCAAGCUCACAUUGGUCAAGAGUGGGAUUCCAACAACUCCGACACUGACUCCGAUGAGGAUGAAGGUGUUGCAACUAUUGCCUUUGCAACCACUCCACCAACCAAGUCACUAUUUGAUCACUCAAGCGACGACGAGGCACCCGUUUGUCUUAUGGCAAAAGGGCGCAAGGUAUCAUCUACUACCAAAUCCCUUAACAUUGAUGUUACUAGUGAGCAUGGUAGUAGUAGUGAUAGUGAUGACGACUUGCUAGAUGAUUUAAGUAAAAUAUCUUUACCUAUCAUAUGUGAGUUACUUGAGACAAUAUAA